Messenger RNA from Haplochromis burtoni (Burton's mouthbrooder), 2100 nucleotides. RefSeq names its product transmembrane protein 204 (gene tmem204). NCBI's taxonomy places the organism in Eukaryota, Metazoa, Chordata, Actinopteri, Cichliformes, Cichlidae. The coding region runs from base 986 to 1666 and encodes 226 amino acids. The transcript has 3 exons. The record is from RefSeq and is a predicted model, not a curated record.
UAUACCGAACAGUGACGUCUAAGAGGGGGUCUUUUGGACAUUCUGUCACACGAACGCACUGGCACAAACACAGGCUCAUAUUUAAAGUGAUCAUGAAGGAGGGAGCUGUUUGUUCAGUGCUUGCUACAGCUGCUAAGUGAUUCCUCGGAUUAUGAUGAACUGCAACUCCCCUGCAUUUCAACUCUGACCGCAAACAUUUGCAGAGAAACCGUGUGUGCGCGAGUGAGCAACAGAGAAAAAGAGAGAGUGAGAGGGGGGAAAGAUAGAAGGAGGCAAAAGGGGGUGGGCUAGAGGACUUCUUGUUCCAGGCAGGCAGCAGGGGCUCUUCAAGUUGAGAGACAGUCUUGGGUAGUCAAAGCAAAGCCACCUACGAGUCAGCUCCUAGCAACGCUCUCCGAAGAAUCUACUUUUGUCAUCUGUACUUUUCUGGAAGAAAUGUGGCAUUUCUGAGAAGAAGAAAAGGAAAGUCGAUCUACUGCACAGCUAAAUAAACCAACUGCAAACCCAGAAGUCUGAAAAGUGCAUUAAACAGAGCACUGGAGGGUGGAAAAGCAGAAGAUAAAAGUACAAGCAAGGACUGAGAUCCAAGAGUCAAGCUGCAGUCAGCCGGAGCCAGUGGAAUGGACCUAGGUGCCAGUUGGAUCAAUCCCGACGUACCCACACUGCUGUCUGAGGAGGAGGGCUGAGGAUCUGCUGCAACGACAACCAACUCCUGAAUGAGGAUGAAUGGAGAUGUCCUUUAGCUAAGCCCUAAAACAAAACUCUUGCCAAAUUCACCUCUGGGUGAGCUGGGACGACACUAGCUAAUAGCUGAAAGAAGAAGAAGGUGGUGGUGGAGGAGGUGGAGAGUAGCCAGGGGGCCCAGAGCACUGCUAGUGCUCCUGGCCCAGAGGAGAGGCGAGGGAGCUGGCAGCCCACUGAGCUCGAACAGGACUCGGAGCAGGGGCACGACGGAGGGGGAGAGGUGGCAGGUGCCGGGCAUCACAUGGCCUUGCAGAGGCUGGUGGUAGCAGCGGUGGCCGUAGCCCUGCUGUCCCUGGUCCUAAAUAAUGUGGCAGCCGUCACACCCAGCUGGGUUCUGCAGGCUCUGGAGGACGGCCGAAAGCGCAGUGUGGGACUAUGGAAGAUGUGCCCCAACAGCGGGGAGAGGGGCCGUGACGACCUCCAGGCUGACAGAAGGGGGCAAGGCACACAGAAGCAAUGUGAAAGCAUUGGUUGGGGCUCUGAGUAUGCAGGCUACCAAGAAUCCCGUAGCACUGUCAAAUUGCAGUUUAACAUGAUGCGAGCAUGUAACCUGAUAGCGACAGUGGCCCUGACUGCAGGUCAGCUGAUCUUCCUUCUAGGCCUGAUGAAGUUGCCCUUCAUCUCACACGAAUCCCAGUGGUGGGAAGAAGCCAUCGCUGCACUUUUCCAACUAACCAGUUUUGUUCUGGUUAUUGGACUUGUGACCUUCUAUAAGAUCGGGCCCAACACCCACCUUUCCUACUCCUGCUAUAUGGACAUAGCAGCUUGCCUGCUGGCCACUAUGGCUGCGGCUAUGCUCAUCUGGAACAUUUUACACCGCCGUGAUGACUGCCUUGCACCUCGAGUUAUAAUCAUCAGUCCCUCACUAGCGUCACCUUUUCACCCACGUCUGGACAAUGACUAUGUGGAGUCGCCUUGUUGAACUCAGGAGAUCUCACAUGACACGCCAGUGACAAGACCCUUCAUGUUUAACUCCAGCUACGUGACAGUAAUGGGACUCUCAAAAGAAGACGACGCUCCUGUGCUCCCACAGCAGCUGGACUAACAUACGCUUGCAAUUGUAUUCUAUUUCUCCCAUUCCAACAAUAGAGAUAUGAUAAAUAUUUUGCUAUUUAGUGCACAGUUUUCACAUUUUUAACUAAAGUUAAUGUAUAAAGCAGCCCUAACGUUCCAGGGAAAUUCAAAUCCUGCAUGAUUCAAUCAUGUAUUCAAGCCAGAGUAAUCUGUUAAGUAAAGAAUUUGGAUUAGGACUGUCUUUCAUAAAACAUAAUUCAUAUGAAAAGAUCAAGCUGGAACUUGACAUAUUUUAUUAAUGGUGCAUUUAUGAAAUGGUCUCCUGCACAAUCAUAAAUUUGA